This is a messenger RNA of Vigna unguiculata (cowpea), 576 nucleotides long. RefSeq lists its product as uncharacterized. NCBI's taxonomy places the organism in Eukaryota, Viridiplantae, Streptophyta, Magnoliopsida, Fabales, Fabaceae. The record is from RefSeq and is a predicted model, not a curated record.
UUCAUAAAUAAAUUUUAUUGAUCUCUUUCCUUUCAUUGAGUAAUUUGGUUCAAGUUCUUUGUCUUUGGGGCAAUGAUCCUUAUAUAUAAAACCCAACAUAUGAUGAGGACUAUGUGAACCAAAACCAAAACUUGUCCAACAACAAACACAAAGAAAGAUGGAGAGUUCAAUGAGACUUGAAUACUUGAUGACUGUCUUUGCUGUUUCCGGAGGCAUGGUCCUUUUGUUUCACCAAGCCAAUAAGCAUUUGUGCAACAAAUUCUUGAAGAAAUUUGAGUAUGAAAUUAGAGGUUCAACAAAACAUGAAGCAAAGAAGAAGGUGAGGUUUGCGAAAGACAUGGUGGAACAGAUUCCUAAAGAGAAUAAUUCUGAUAGUGAUAGCAUAAACUUUGCAAAGGAACAAGAUGUGAUUGCUAAGGUUAUGGAUUUGGAUGAUGCUGAGAAUUGGAAGCAUGACGAGAAAUUUAAGGAUGUCAUGCCUCCAAACAGGGUAGUUCUAUAUAGGGGGUUGAUGAAUAAUAGGAAGGAGAGGUUUGAUGUUUGAUAAUUUCACCCCCACAAGAAAAAAAAAAAAAA